Molecule: messenger RNA, 690 nt
Organism: Symbiodinium necroappetens
Lineage: Eukaryota; Dinophyceae; Suessiales; Symbiodiniaceae
Source: the annotation of a GenBank genome assembly
GCGCAGCAAUCCCUUUGUCACGUCCUGCAGGAGAAGUCUGCUGUUCUUCCAAGACUUGCAGAGGAGGAUCUGGUCCAGUUCAUGGUGAAGCUCAGUGUGGAAGGCUUUCCCCAGGCCGUGAAGGUGCGGCGCAUGCAGAAGUACAGCGGAACCGUGGUGCGUGCUCCGGAGUGGAUCAACGAGUCGCCGGACAGCCCAUGGAAGCCAGGGACAGCUGUGUGCGCAGAAGUCGCGCGCCACUUCGGCGGCACCGGCGAGGUGCUGCUUCUGCAGUCCAACUGCGGCCAAAUGCGUUUUCAGCCGGGCGAUCGAGUCACUUUCUGCUUGCCGAAGGCGUCAGAAAUUGGCAAUCUUCCAGAGGCAAAGCUCGUUAUGCUGGCUCAGACCGACAGGCCUGCCGGGUCUGUGCUUGCCUGCUGCAGACUCCAUCUGCCGAGACCCGUCGGCGAUGGAAAGCAACUUGCACCGCUGAACUUGGAUCUGCACGCCUUCUCCAGCAAGGUUGUGCUGUCCGGCCUAACCGUUGAUGUCGGAGAAGCAGAGCUGAUGCGGUUCUUCUCGAAGCAAGGAGCGACAAAGGGCAUUGUUGCUCAUGCGCGAGGGUGCAGCUUCGCGUCCAUCACAUUUCCGACCUGCACAGAUGUUGCCACGUUCGUGGGACGGUCCGCUCAUGCUUUUGCAGACGAUAAG